GCUCUACGCAGCACGAAGACGGCACCAUGGAAGCAACAAAGCUGCUACUAUUUCUCGCCUUUCAUGUGGGAGCCGCAGACUCUUCCGGCGACGAGAUUUCAAACCAGGAGACCCAGCACUUCUUCGAUAGAGCACUCCACGCAGCAGUCGUAGGAUAUGAUUUGGAUCCACUGGAAUUUCCUGGUGUUGAAUUUGAAGUUAGCGUGACGGCUGCAAGAGUAAAGCUGUACAAUAUUACCGUACACGGUCUGGGCACUGUCUGCCGUGCGGGAGAAAACUUUAUCUCUGCCGACAACAAUGGUACAUGCCUGAAGAUCGAUGUGGCAAUGCGAAACGUCACUGUCAGUGUUCGAGCGAAUGUUACUGUAAGCCUAAUAUUUACUACAUCUACGAUAAUGAUGGAAACAAAUGUGUUCGUCAACUUCACGGAGAUUACACUGGACAUCAAAGAGAAGGAUGUGAAACUAAAGGUGGAAGAGCUGGAAAUAUCAGGAACCAAGGAUGUAGAUAUAAAGUCAUCCAAUAUCGGUGAACCUACAUUCACGUUUGCGGCUGCUAAAAUAGCGUUCGAAGCCUACGUGAAAACGUUUUUUAAUACAGGCCUGAAAGAGAGGUUGCGCGAUGUCAUUACAGCAAAACUUGAUGGGCUAUACACGUUUGUGAUGUCGGAUUAA
Ixodes scapularis (black-legged tick) is the source of this 674-nucleotide messenger RNA. RefSeq lists its product as uncharacterized. The record is from RefSeq and is a predicted model, not a curated record. The transcript has 3 exons. Bases 27 to 674 code for a protein of 215 amino acids. NCBI's taxonomy places the organism in Eukaryota, Metazoa, Arthropoda, Arachnida, Ixodida, Ixodidae.